Messenger RNA from Protopolystoma xenopodis, 771 nucleotides. The record is from the annotation of a GenBank genome assembly. Lineage: Eukaryota; Metazoa; Platyhelminthes; Monogenea; Polystomatidea; Polystomatidae.
AUGGAAAGACUCACUGACGAUGCCGGUGAAACGUCUGGGAAUGAACCACGUCCACAGUCCGACUUAGGGCAUAAUCAUGCAUACAAUGGAUUCUGGACUAGUGCUUUUGGUAUACUGCCCAACCGGCUGCUCUCCUGUCUCGGCAAGCAUUCUACUGGACCUAAAGGGCUCUCCUCAGGUGACUGUCUAAGUCUCACCAUAUCUUCAGACGGGGCUCUUCUCGCCUCAACUUGCCCAUUAGGGGCUAAUGUCUGCUUCUGGUCGAUUGAUCAUCUGUCCGAGCUAGCACGUUGUCUAGACGGUCUCUUGAAGUUACCUAAGCGCCGGCGUCUUGAAGACUUCAAUGAUGUUGAAGAUACUGAUGACUCCGAUGAGGAUAAUGAAGGCAAGGAAGACGAUAAAAUCGAGGAUGCUGAAGAGAAUUUUAAUGAUUUGACUGACGGAAGCAAGGAGGUGAGCAGCAUAAAUGCUGAUGAUGAAAGUAACUCCUUUACGGAUGGAGACAGUAGCACCAACGAAGAUAGUGAUGGCAGUCCUAAUUCUUCGCCUUAUCAACCUCCCAAAACGUCGGAUCGUGCAAAUAUUUUGGCACUGUUGGCGCCGUCAAGAAAAGCUAAGUCACAAUUAGUACCCGAUCGUCAAACUCUGCGACUAAGAAGCCAGUUCAUGGCAGAUCUUAUCAAUCCGCCAGAGUCAUUUAUUCCACCGGCUUUUUGUCACAAUAACGAUUACAUAGCUGAUAUGCCUCAAUCGCAUGACAACGAUCAUUAG